This is a messenger RNA of Pimephales promelas (fathead minnow), 1604 nucleotides long. The record is from RefSeq and is a predicted model, not a curated record. NCBI's taxonomy places the organism in Eukaryota, Metazoa, Chordata, Actinopteri, Cypriniformes, Leuciscidae.
AGAGCGCUUAACCGUCCCACCAGCCUGACCUCCGCAGAGAGAAAGUGAAUUAAACAAACUGCCAUCAUGACAGGAAGAGAAGAGGCUAUAGACGAAAAACCUAAGGUUAAACUGUAUCCCUCAUUUGGAAUCGACAAAUCACGCCUCAAUGGAUCUGGAUUUCGGUCCAAAGGUUUCGCAAUCACAGACCUGCUCGGUCUGGAGUCGGAUCUUCAGCCGCAUCAGUCCGGUCCGGGCGCAGUGGUCAAUGGAGAGGGGCAGAGCACGGCGGUCGGAGGAUUUGCCUUCCCGGGAGGCUCUUUGCCGCUCGGCUUGGGUUUUCUCUGUAGUUUGGCGGCACAACAACCUCCCGGGGCCCCGUGUUUUCUCCCGAGCCACAUCCCGCUCCUGCAGUCACGGACAGAGAGCCACUUCAUGCAGAAUAUGGAACAGCAACGGGACGCCUAUUCCGAUGAUGAUUGUCUUUCCGGGGAUCACAAUGAUGGAAAAAACUCAGGGAACUCUCAAAAGAGGAAAAAGCGAAGGCACAGGACAGUUUUCACCUCACAUCAGCUUGAGGAGCUGGAGAAAGCCUUCCAUGAAGCGCACUAUCCAGAUGUUUACGCAAGAGAAAUGCUGGCCAUGAAGACAGAGCUACCGGAGGACAGGAUACAGGUAUGGUUUCAAAACCGCCGUGCUAAGUGGAGGAAAAGAGAGAAGUGCUGGGGCCGUAGCAGCGUCAUGGCAGAAUACGGGCUGUACGGUGCCAUGGUCCGUCACUCGAUUCCACUCCCAGAAUCCAUCAUCAACUCGGCCAAGAAUGGAAUGAUGGGCUCGUGCGCUCCCUGGCUUCUAGGUGAGCCAGCAGGAAUGCACAAAAAGUCUCUGGAAAUAGGGAAAAAACCUCCCGGCACACCUGAAUCGACACACUCAGAUUCGUAUUCAGAGGAACACAAGGGGAAAGACAGCGACAUGACAUGGUCAAGUGGAGCCAAUGGAGCAGACGACUCAGAGGACAUGGCAAUAGACUUGUCCAGCACUUCGAAACAAGAGAGUAAAAGCACUUUGAAAAGAUCACCCCCUCGCACAAGAGACAGCAGCGAUUCUGAAAAUGAGAGUUAAAUGUGCAAACGAAUAUGGACAAUUUUGAAGUGCACAUACAAGGACUAUCAGUUUACAAUAUCUCACCUUUUGACAAUGGUUUUGUAUGUCAGCAUUCCUGUGUUAUGUUAUUUUUUUUUUUUGUCGUUCAUCAAAUAUUUGAAUACUAGAGACUGUUUUAUUCCGAAUGAUUUUAUCUUUGAUGUGUAAUAAUUAUUAUUGUAAAAAGUAUUAAAUUACAUGUUUUAUGAGGCGUUCAUGGGCAUUAUCCUUUUCUUUUUCUGUCAAAAAAUCUCAGCUGUUCAGGGUGACCACUUGUUCAGCACCACUAUUGUGAAUGUCAUAAUAUUUCCCUGUUUGUAAUAUGACAUGUUUUUGGGGAACAGAAAGUUCCUAAAAUGAUUUUUAAAGCACUUUACCUGCUGUGAUGAUGAAUGUUUUGUAUCGAUCAAUGUCAUCAGAGCAAUAUAUUACCAGCAAAAACAAAUCCACAUCACAAAAUAUUAAACAUUUUAUGCUUUUGA